AAAACAAUGACUACUAUAAAUGAAAGCUCUGAUCGACCAUCGGCUUCAGCACAACAAGUUGGUUGGAUUUUUGUACGAGAGUAUUAUAAGCAUUUAAACGAAAAUCCCGAGUCUUUAUGUCUUUUUUAUAACAAAGAAUCAAGACUUAUUCGUGGCUUGGAGGGUGAAGAGGUCAAAAUUUGUCAGGGACAACAGGAAAUCAGAAAAAAUAUUGAUGAAAUGCAAUUAAAAGAUGCAUCAAUAAAAAUCAUCAAUGUUGACAGUCUAGAUUUUCUUGAAGGCAAAGUGGUUGUUCAAGUUACAGGAGAGAUUUCCAAUAAAGGCGAAGCUUAUAAAAAAUUUGUCCGAACCGUUAUUCUUGCCAAACCAUCACCAACGGAUGAUAAUUAUUACAUUUAUAGUGAUAUAUUUCGUUAUUUGAAAAAUGAAACUGUUGAAUCCAUUAAACAACAAUCAAUAUACCAAGAGUCAUAUAUUGAAGAUGGAGUGUCAACAUUAAAUGAAGAAAAAUCAGCUAAUGGAGAAGAUGCAAUUUCAAUUUCAACUUUAUCAACUCUUGCUGAGGAAUCAGCUCAAGAGUCAGGUCGAGAUUCAAAAGUAGUUGAAGAAUCUCCUGAAAUUCCUCCUACAAAAGCUAAUGAAACUUCACCCUUAACCAAACCCUCAACGGAAGCUGCUAGUGGUUCUCAGAAAUGGAGUAAUGCUCAGCUUGCAGAACCGAAAGGACGAGUUAUUGCUUCAACAUUACCAAGGACACAACCUCAACAACCUAAUCGUGACCAACGAUCGUACAACAAUCACAACAAUCACAACAACCCUAUUAACAGGGGAGAAUUUUCACUGUAUGUUAAAGGAAUUGUUGAAGGAAUGAAUAAAGAAGUACUUGAUAAAGUAUUUACGGAAUUCGGAGUUGUAAAACAUUUGGAUGUCGUUAUUACAAAAUCAUGUGCAUUUGUGGAAUUUGACUCUCAAAAAUCCUACCAGCAAGCUCUCAGUAAAAAAAUUAUUGAGGUUCCAAAUUUUGGGACUGUUACUGUUGAAGAAAGAAGACCACCAAGAGAGGAGGGAGGCGGUGGACGUCGUCGUGAUUAUUACCCACGUAAUAAUUAUAAUGCGUCACAUAAUCCUCAUAACGGUAACGGUAUAAACUCACAACGUGGAAGUGGAAAUAGAGGUAUGGAUAGACGCAAUACAGGUCCUCGUCAUCCUUCCACCAAAUCUUAUUCAUAA
Messenger RNA from Funneliformis mosseae, 1230 nucleotides. Lineage: Eukaryota; Fungi; Glomeromycota; Glomeromycetes; Glomerales; Glomeraceae. The record is from the annotation of a GenBank genome assembly.